GAACUCGAGAAAAUAAUGAGCAAGCAGGGAGAAUGAGAUUUGUUGAAACAGGAACGGGAGCCAAUAAUAGGAAAAUUUAUCCAGAUUUUUUUUCUGAACAACAAUAUGAAAGGAUAAAAAAUGCAUUAGGAGAUAAUGUUUCAUGUAAGGUGCCUGGUUGUUAUAAUAACUAUGCUGAUACUCUUAAAUAUAAUGAAGCCGAGGAGGUUAGAGUAAUCAAUGAUCGUUGUGGUUAUCAUCGGAGAAUGGAAAAUGGGGAUUUGCCGCCUUCUCACCAAGAAACAGGAGACCAAAAUACCGAUAAUAAUCCGGAAAGAGAACGAAUAAAACGAAUAGUCAGAAACGCUCUUCAAAAUAAUAAUGAAUUAAAAAAAAUGCUUCAG
Messenger RNA from Ambispora leptoticha, 383 nucleotides. The record is from the annotation of a GenBank genome assembly. NCBI's taxonomy places the organism in Eukaryota, Fungi, Glomeromycota, Glomeromycetes, Archaeosporales, Ambisporaceae.